Molecule: messenger RNA, 1719 nt
Organism: Cucurbitaria berberidis CBS 394.84
Lineage: Eukaryota; Fungi; Ascomycota; Dothideomycetes; Pleosporales; Cucurbitariaceae
Exons: 1
Coding region: 1-1719 (572 amino acids)
Molecular function (GO): protein binding
Source: RefSeq, a predicted model, not a curated record
AUGGCCGCUUUCUCUCAUCUCCCACCUGAGCUCGUCGAGUAUGUCGUGACAUACCUCCAACAAGCAGACAUUUGUGCCUUCGCCCGAACCAGCAAGAGCCUCUAUGCACUCGCCGUUCCAAUCUUGUACCGCCAUGUUGAUUUAUCCGUCCUCUCCGAGGAUAGGCUGCCCCGUAUCGACAGGUUCUGUCUCAACAUCAUUAGCGACACCCGACUCGCAAGUCGGGUAGAAUCACUUCGACUGGGUCAACAGCCAUCCAAAGUAGUACACGAAGGUGCACGCUGGUUAGCGACCGACAAACACUUUGACGAUGACCUGAUGCUCCACAGGGCCAUGCAAUUCCUGCGCAACCAGUUUGUCAUCACUGAAGAAGAACGUAUCGUAGAAGGCAUCUACAAGCGAGAGUACUCCGCGUUUGCAGCUCUAAUCCUUCUGGUCCUUCCGACCCUGCAACAUCUGGAAAUCGCACAUUCCUUCAGCACCAGCGUGUUACUUGUCCAAGUUGCUCUGAGUAACUUGAAUAAUCCUGAUCGCCCCCCCUCCCAAGCUCUGCUCAAUCGACUGUCGUCGAUCAACAAAUUCUCACUCAACGUGAAUCGUCUUAGCGGGUUGGUCUAUCCGAGGACCCUGGUACACUCUAUCUUUGACUCUAUCCUGAACCUACCUGGAAUUACAAAGCUCGAGUUCUCAUUACCCGACGGUCAAGGACAUGGAAUGUUCGGCCUUCCUCUCCAUGAUCCGCAUGCAAGAAGAGGCCCACUAGUCGCUGAGAUCCGACCGACGAUGAUUACCACCCUAGUAAUCAGAAGUACCGGUACUCUUCUACAAAUCCUCCCUUCGCUUCUUAGUUGCACUCCUCAGCUGCAGUCCUUCACCUAUGAUCUAUUCUACAAUUGUAACGGCCUGAGAGUAAACGAUGAUCGCAUCAUCGAUCUGGCAGCUUGGAGUGAUCUGCUGCAGGAAGUCAGGGCAACGCUCCAGAAAUUGGUCUUUAGCGUCGAAUACUGCCAUACUGAUAAGUACCCCUUCCAACAGCCUAGUAUUGGAGACAAGCUAUACGGCUACCUUGACUUGACCAAUUUCCCACAACUGCACACUCUCGAGGCGCCCUUUCCUUUCCUGACAGGCGACGUCGACUUUUCCAUCACUACUGAGAUAUACCCACUACUUCCACCAAAUCUGCGCCAUCUCUCGCUACGUCCGGACUUGUCGCAUGCUCAGGCUCUAUUUCCGUUGGAUACGUCGAUCCUACCAAGUGGGCUCACAUUUCAGGAGUCUGAAAUCGAAGCUCGGCAUUUGAUGAAUGCACGUAUGGAUGUGUCUUACAUGUUCCAUGCAACCCUUGAAUUCCUUAACUGUGCCCCAGGACUGGACACAAUCUCCGUCUGGCAGCCUGCAGAUGCUUCACUCAGCUGGUUCGACGGUCAAGUAUUGGACUUUGCUACCAUCUGCCGAAACAAAUCUGUCAAUGGCAAGAUCAUUCAGCCCAUGCUACUUCGGUGGAUGAAUCCAGAGCAUUGGAAUCUCAUCAAGGAAAUCACCGUCUUCGAUCGGACUGCUCCUGCACGAGGUUUAAUGGAGAAGUUUCAUCGGGAAGAGUGGGCUGGUAUUCCUCUUGGUCUGGCAUCGCAAUACCACCUGUAUGCGCUACAAGCGCAUAAGGUUCGAAGCCGACGUUCUCGUCAACAGUCUCUGGAUAUAGUUUCUCCACGACACUAA